Molecule: messenger RNA, 762 nt
Organism: Frieseomelitta varia
Lineage: Eukaryota; Metazoa; Arthropoda; Insecta; Hymenoptera; Apidae
Product: chromobox protein homolog 1-like
Exons: 4
Coding region: 137-694 (185 amino acids)
Biological process (GO): negative regulation of transcription by RNA polymerase II; chromatin organization
Cellular component (GO): pericentric heterochromatin; nucleus
Molecular function (GO): chromatin binding
Source: RefSeq, a predicted model, not a curated record
UUCGAAUUGUACGUUGGCCAUCCUGUUAUUUUUCGCGGCAACGCGGUAAUGAGACGCUAAAGCUCUAGAAAGCCCGCCGCAUCGCUGUAGUUGAGUCUUUGUACAUCUUAUAGCCAUCUUCUGAUAUUAAAACAAAAUGAGCAAAGGAAAGGAUUCAUCUCCUGGAGAAUCUGCAGGAGGGGAAGAAUUUAGCGUUGAGAAAGUUUUAGAUAGAAGGGUGGUUAAGGGAAAAGUUGAAUAUUUUCUAAAGUGGAAAGGAUAUUCCAAUGAAGAAAAUACGUGGGAGCCAGAGGAAAACCUUGAUUGUCCUGAUCUAAUUGCACAAUUCGAAGAACAGCGCAAAAAGAAAGAAGCAGCCACUACUGGUAAACGACAUGAAGAUAAAGAACAGAAGAAACGAAAAAGUUCAUCAGGUGGACCUUUAAUCUCUCACAAAAAAAAGAUGACUGAAGAUAAGAAGCCUGAAGGUUUUGAUAGAAAUUUGGAACCCGAACGAAUAAUUGGUGCAACAGAUUCGAGCGGGGAAUUAAUGUUUUUAAUGAAGUGGAAAGGAACAGACGAUGCAGAUUUAGUUCCUGCGCGAAUUGCCAAUGAAAAAUGUCCACAAAUUGUGAUAAAAUUUUAUGAAGAACGAUUGACAUGGCACAGUCCCACUCAUGAUGAAGAAAGUUCAGUAAAAGCUGAUGCAGAGUAGCGUCCAGCCUUCCGUUAUACAUACACAGCACGCUUUAGAAUUUGUCGUAUAUAAAAAAAAAAAGAAAA